Molecule: messenger RNA, 609 nt
Organism: Pestalotiopsis fici W106-1
Lineage: Eukaryota; Fungi; Ascomycota; Sordariomycetes; Amphisphaeriales; Sporocadaceae
Exons: 1
Coding region: 1-609 (202 amino acids)
Cellular component (GO): membrane
Molecular function (GO): opioid growth factor receptor activity
Source: RefSeq, a predicted model, not a curated record
AUGAGCAUUUUGGCACAGGUACCGUCCAGACCAGCGAUGCAACGCUUGGUGGACUUUUACCAUCUCAAGUCCGCUGACCAUCGAGGGCGGGACUUGGAACACAUCUUGAAAUGGAGCGACAGGGAGCUUGAGAGUUGCCACGACUACGUCCAGACGCUCUUUCCGCUGCCUGAAGGUUCUCUAUUCGCCCACGCCCCAAUCAUCGACGAGGAGACGUACCUCUACUGGCGAGAGCAUGAAGACCUGAAGCGCAAUCUACGACGUGCCUUUGAUCGCAUGUUGGUCUUCUAUGGCCUCGAGUGGGAGCAAGGAGACAAUGGACCGACAGGAAAAAUCAUAGAAAAGGAAGGCGCCAAGGGUAACCUCAGCAAUUGGGUUGUGCCCAUGGACCACAACCAUCUUCGCAUCACCCGCAUUAUAAGAAGCCUUCGCAUCCUCGGUCUUGACGAUGAGGCGAAAGCCUACCAUGAUGCGCUCGAUGCCAUCUGUAACAAAUACGGAAAGGUCGGCUCAACAAGCCGUACCUUCUGGAAGCGGGCCUUAACACAACCUCUACACAUUGCACCCGACGGAACGCAAGUUGCAUGGCUUAAGAAGUACGAGCCCUGA